This is a messenger RNA of Limanda limanda (common dab), 2640 nucleotides long. It is a transcript of the gene dusp6, whose product is annotated as dual specificity phosphatase 6. The record is from RefSeq and is a predicted model, not a curated record. The transcript is spliced from 3 exons. The coding region runs from base 60 to 1211 and encodes 383 amino acids. Gene Ontology annotation, molecular function: protein tyrosine/threonine phosphatase activity; MAP kinase tyrosine/serine/threonine phosphatase activity. Gene Ontology annotation, biological process: positive regulation of apoptotic process; regulation of heart growth; negative regulation of ERK1 and ERK2 cascade. NCBI's taxonomy places the organism in Eukaryota, Metazoa, Chordata, Actinopteri, Pleuronectiformes, Pleuronectidae. Gene Ontology annotation, cellular component: cytoplasm; cytosol.
GCCAGGGAAGCUCCCUCGCUUUCUCAACGCACAUUUUAUUACCAACCUCCUGCGUAUAAAUGCUAGAGAAGCUGAAGCCCGUCGUCCAGCUCGACUCGGUGAUGGCGAUCAGCAAGACGGCCGGCUGGCUCCGGGAGCAGCUGGAGACGCGCCGGGACGCGCUGCUGGUGAUGGACUGCCGGGCCCAGGAGCUGUACGAGUCGGCACACGUUGAGACGUCCAUCAACGUGGCCAUCCCCAGCCUCAUGCUCCGGCGGCUGAAGAAGGGCAACCUGCCCGUUCGCUCGCUGCUCUCCGACGGGGAGGACCGGGAGAGGUUCGUGCGCCGCUGCCGGACCGACACGAUCGUGAUGUACGACGAGUACAGCCGCGAGUGGAACGAGAACGUGGACGGCGGCUCGGUGCUGGGUCUGCUGCUGAGGAGGAUGAAGGACGAGGGCUACAAGGCCUACUAUCUGGAGGGUGGCUUCAGUAAAUUCCUCGCCGAGUAUCCGACUAUGUGCGAAACCAAGUUGGACGGCUCCUCCACCAGCAGCUCCCCCACCGCCCAGGUGCUGGGCCUCGGCGGGCUGCGCAUCAGCUCCGACUCCUCGGACAUCGAGUCGGACAUCGACCGGGACCCGAGCAGCGCCACGGACUCGGACGGCAGCCCGCUGUCCAACCCGCAGCCCUGCUUCCCCGUGGAGAUCCUGCCGCACCUCUACCUGGGCUGCGCCAAGGACUCCACCAACCUGGACGUGCUGGAGGAGUACGGCAUCAAGUACAUCCUCAACGUCACCCCCAACCUGCCCAACCUCUUCGAGAACGCCGGGGAGUUUAAGUACAAGCAGAUCCCCAUCUCGGACCACUGGAGCCAGAACCUCUCGCAGUUCUUCCCCGAGGCCAUCAGCUUCAUUGAUGAAGCUCGAGGCCAGAAGUGUGGUGUCCUGGUCCACUGCCUGGCCGGCAUCAGCCGCUCAGUGACAGUUACAGUGGCCUACCUGAUGCAGAAACUAAACCUGUCCAUGAACGACGCCUAUGACAUUGUCAAGAUGAAAAAAUCGAACAUCUCACCCAACUUCAAUUUCAUGGGCCAGCUCUUGGACUUUGAGCGCACGCUGGGCCUGAAAAGCCCGUGCGACAACCGCAUGGCUGCGCCGAGCCAGCAGCUCUACUUCACCACUCCGACCAACCACAACGUUUUCCAGCUGGACCCCCUGGAGUCCACGUGAGGUCGGCUGUUGCCACCUCUGUCGCUGCUGGAGGUUUUGUGAGCCUCCUGUUGGAAAAGCUACAAAAAGUUUCUCUUUUUCCUGUCGUCUGCUGUGCGACAAGGCUCUUGACGCUAUUGAUACAGCUGGUUGGAGAUGACAGCUGCUGAGCGCGGUAACUGGAGGGCCAAAGCUGUCUGGACAAGAUGCAGCUGCUGUCGACUAAAUGAGGAGAGACAGUAAAAGAGACACAAAAGAGGAAGAGAGUUGAUUAAAGAGUGCAGAUACGUUCUAUAAUCCUAUAUCGUUGUUGGAUUCCCGAUGUCGUCUAUCUUUGCUAUCAUUGUGUCUGAGGAAACUAAAGGUGAUUUGUCGGGACAGCUGUGCGUUAUGCUUCAAAGUUCCUAGGCUGGUGUGCCAAAGAUACACGAUUGUUCAGACUGGACAGAUAUACAAAUGAAAGUCUUUUUUUAUGUUUGUUUUGGGGUCUAAUGUUGGUUUCCCCAUGACUUCAGGGUGCAUUGUCUCCUUUGUCUUCUGUGAAGACUUGCCUGUGUGGGGCCGAAACACCCCAGCUUUAGAUGGCACACAUACUGGACUCGAUUUUACAUUUGUGGAUUAUUUUCAAACAUUUAUACAUUGUGUAUAUAUCUUAAUAUAAAACAAUACGGUUAAAGCCUUGCUCUAGUGUAUACCCUUUGCAACAAUUGGGUACUGAAGAUUCUUUGUUUCAUAUUCUAAUUUUAUGUAAGCAAACAAACUGCAUAUUAAUCAGUAUGUAAGUUUAUUAUGCCAAAAAUCAAGUAGGCUCUCUGAGAAUUAUGGAAAAAUGUGUACAUGUGUAAUAUAUUUGAGAAUCGCUUUAUGUGUGAAUUCAGCCGAUCGGCCUUGUUUUUUGCACCCACCCUAUCACAAAUCAAAGUCACCAGGGUUGUUUGCCUUACUUUUGUGCUCAGAAGGUUUUUUAGUGCAUUACCCUACAGAGAAAUGUUCUCAACUCUAUGGGAUACCAGAAUUCAUUUUCUCACAAUUUUCACACAACAAAUAAACCAAAUCUUGCAGUUAAAAUAGUAGCAGUUUUUAAUUUGGCACCACACUAAAGCUAGCUUGACUAGUCCAAGACAACUAUGUUGCCCGGAUCUCUGAAGGUUAAUGUGACUAAUCCCAAUCUGUGCACAAGUGUUAAAAGUCACUGACAUGUGGACUACGCACGAGGCUUUGCUAGCCUAGCCUCUUCAGGGAAACGUCUGUGAAAUGCAUUUUAAUUUGUCAAGAUGAGAGAAGAAUCCAGAGCUCAGGAGGGUUGUGUUGCCCCCUCCAAAGACAAGGCCACUUGCCGGAGGAUGCCAACCUGGUGACCUCCGUCACCCCAUCCACCCUACACACUCCUCUCUUACGAAUGUAAAGAAAUGAUAAGUUAUUAAUAAAUUGCUAUUUUGUCUACACUCUC